UCAGUAGUCAUAUGGUCUGAGAAAUGAAAACAAAUUAAACAAUUAUAAACAAAUUAAUAGAAAUUCAACAUCAACAUGUCCGAAAAACCAACUACAUCUGAUCUCCCGACAAAAUCUGCCAGUGAAUAUCAAACAGAUCCCGAAAGCAAAUCAGAACCUCCAUUGUUUCCUCCAACAAAACCAGGUAAAAAACCUAAUUAUGGCACUAAUAAUACUUUGGAACUAUUGGAACAAAUUCCCAGCAAGGUGGUAGAAAUGAAAUUAGAUGAUGUUUUGACUGCAGUAAAAGAUGUUGAUAAUCUAUGUGAUUUUGGUCGUUGUAAAACCAAAACCAGUCUAAUGGGUCAAAAUUGUGAUUAUUGUCACAAGAGAUUUUGCUUUAAACAUGGCCUACCCGAGGUUCAUGGUUGUGGUGAAGCUGCCAAGAAAAAUGAACGAAAACAGUUUUUACAUCCUAAACCGGUUAAGACAAUAAGACAAGAGGAAGACUUGGAAAAGGCCAAAAAGAAGCUACAAUCUAAACUUAAAGAUAUGCAAGUUGGAAGAAUGCAAAAAACAGGAGGCGGCGGUGGUGCUGAUGGUGCCAGUAAAAGUAGUGGCGGUAGGAAAAAGAAGGCAAAAUAAAGCAGUUGUAGAUUGAUGAUUAAUAAAACAAUUUCAAUGUAUGUUUUAAGGUAA
Molecule: messenger RNA, 678 nt
Organism: Calliphora vicina (urban bluebottle blowfly)
Lineage: Eukaryota; Metazoa; Arthropoda; Insecta; Diptera; Calliphoridae
Product: DNA-binding protein SMUBP-2
Exons: 2
Coding region: 76-624 (182 amino acids)
Molecular function (GO): zinc ion binding
Source: RefSeq, a predicted model, not a curated record